Messenger RNA from Cyclopterus lumpus (lumpfish), 4589 nucleotides. It is a transcript of the gene mamdc4, whose product is annotated as MAM domain containing 4. Lineage: Eukaryota; Metazoa; Chordata; Actinopteri; Perciformes; Cyclopteridae. Gene Ontology annotation, cellular component: membrane. Gene Ontology annotation, molecular function: protein binding. The transcript is spliced from 29 exons. The coding region runs from base 1 to 3630 and encodes 1209 amino acids. The record is from RefSeq and is a predicted model, not a curated record.
AUGUUGCCCUGGAGGAGCUCAACCCUCGCGCUACUGCUGACUCUGCAGUUCGCCGCCGGCUCCUGGGCUCACAGGUGCCAGGCCCCCGACGGGAAAUGCGACUUUGUGUGCGACUGUGCGGACUGCAUCGACGAGCAAGACUGUGGCUACAGCGGCAGAGGGUUCGCGUGUGACUUUGAGGCAGCCGGGAUGUGCGGGUGGACCGACCAGUCCCUGAACGCACCACUGUACGGCUGGCAGAGACUUCAGAGAGGAGGGGCGGCGCUGCCCGACAGCGGGCCGUCCUCUGACUUCUCCACCGGGACAGCGACAGGUUGGUUUAUGGGAGUGAGUGCAGUGAUGGCGGGGUCUCUCAGCUCUGCGGUUCUCACCUCCCCAGAGAUGAAACAGUCCUCUCCGACCUGCCGCCUCCGUCUCAGAUACUUCCUGUGGGACUCAGCUCACACGGGUCUGGGCUCCACGCCCUUGUGGGCGUCCAUCCUUCGCGAGGACUCUCUGGAGGCCGUCGUGUGGCGCCCCGAGGCCACCAGCGUCCGUGGCUGGAGGGAGGCCACCGUCUUUCUGGGCCGCAUCCCCACAGGCUUCCGAAUCCAUCUGCACUCGCGGCGCUCCGAGGGCCGGAUAGGAGACGUGGCGGUGGACCAGCUGGAGUUCCUGGACUGUGCUCUGCCCCGGACUCUCCCCUUGGAAGAGUGUCACCCAGAGAUGACGGCGUGCACGCGGGGCGGCUGCGUGGAGCAGCGGCAGCUCUGCGACGGCAGCGACGAUUGCGGGGACGGGACUGAUGAGCAGAACUGUGGGUACCGGGCCUGUGACUUCGAGAGGGGCUUUUGCGAUUGGGACAUGAGGUCAGUGUCCCAACUGAGAUGGGUCCGGACCAAUCAGAAGAGCAUCUCCAACUCGGAUCCUCUGAAAGGACCGGGCAGGGAUCACUCCACCAACAGUGCAACAGGUCACUUCCUUUAUGUCACUGUCCCUGAUGGGGGUCUCACAAACGACUGGGCCAUGUUCCAAAGUCCCAGCCUUGAGGCCACCAACAUUUCACACCCUUGCAAGAUGGUGAUGUACACUCACCAGUUUGGGCCGAGGUCCGGCGGUCUCACGGUGCUGGUGGCAGAUACAGAGAUCUACCCGGUGUGGGAGAGGGGCGGCGCUCUGGGCGACGUCUGGGUGAAGGCGGAGGUGGAGAUUGUCGCCCACUCCAUUUUCCAAAUCGUAAUCGUGGCAGCAGUCAGGGACUUUGCGUAUGGAGGCAUCGCCAUCGACAGCAUUGUGUUGUCCCCUGAAUGCCGCUUGUCAUCUGACAAUAAUAGCUGGGCAAAGCCUCCUCAACCUCCUCAGGACCCGUGUGCUGAGCCAGUCAAGUUGUGUGAUUUCCAUCGAGACUGUGCCGGAGCGGAGGAUGAAAACAAAUGUGGUGAUUUCUCUUCCCCCGAGGGCAGCUCCGGUUGGACUGACGCCAGCAUUGGGGGUCAAGGUUGGGUGCUCCACCGAAAUGACACAUCUAAAGAGGAGUACCUGUACGUAUCCGAGGCCCCUGGCCAGCAGCUGACCGAGGCCCAGACACGGACCCCACUCCUGGGCCCCUCGGGCCCUGCCUGCACCCUGAGCUUUGAUUUUGCUCUCACUGGGAACGUAGAUCACAUUGGUGAGCUGUCUGUCAGGGUGAUUGACAGCUUGCUGGGAAUGCGGCCCAAACUGUGGGAAUUCAGUGGGAAGACCGAAACAGGGGAGGGGGCGUGGCAACACGUCGACCUGCCUAUCGGAGUCAGAAAAUAUCGCUUCCAGCUGGCCUUCGAAGCUCAUGCUGAGAAACUUCCUCCGAACGCCACGAUUCAGGUGAAAAGCGUUCACUUUGUCAGCUGUCAUGCUGAAUAUUUCCCAUCCUCUCCAACAGGGCUGUCGUGUAACUUUGAGAAUGGGCUGUGUGGCUGGUAUCAGGACAACAGUGACAACUUUGACUGGGCGCUGCUGGAUGGGAUGGACCACACCAUCGGCAUCGGCAGAAGCCUCAUCGUGGACAUGUGGAGUCCUUCUCUGCGGGGGGCGUUCGGACGCUUGGUUUCAUUCACACAGUUACCAGGUCGUUCAGAUCACUGCCUGUUCUUCUUCUACAAACUCUACGGGCCGAACACAGGUGCUCUGAAUGUGAAGCUGCUGGAUAACAACGGUUUCGAGGCCGUCCUCUGGAGCCGCAGUGCAGCUCAUGGCAACAUGUGGCACGAGGCGCACUGCCCGGUGCCGCACCAGUUGACAAACUUCCGGCUGAUGUUUGAAGCAGUGCGCUCUGGUUUUGACGGCCGCGUGGCCAUUGACGACGUGACGUUCGUGGACCGCCCGUGCACCAUACCGAUGAUGUGUUCCUUUGAAGGCCAGCGGUGUGGAUACAGCAGCUCGGGUAGAGUACACUGGCUGCACCGCAGCGGACACACCGCCACGCUGACGGGACCCAAGACCGACCACACGCUGGAGACCGAACUGGGUUUCUACAUGAUGGUGAACACCGGGGCGAACUUCCUUCCGUCGGGUGGCACGUCAGUCCUCGCCUCCCCUGUCCGCCAAGGAACCGCCAAGACGGAGUGCGUUCAUUUCUGGUACCACAUGGGCGGAGUGAAUCCUGGUUCUCUGACAUUGUAUAUGAAGCCGGUGAAGGGAGAAAGGGUGAAGAUCUUCUCCGACAGUCUGAACCAGGGAGACGUCUGGCGCCAUGGCAACGGCAACAUCUCGAGUGCCCUUGUGGACUGGCAGCUGGAGUUUGAGGUGGUCGGAGCCGGAGGAAUAAACACUUACACUGCAGUUGAUGACAUCUUCAUUGCGGCUCACGCAUGUGAAGACCAAGGUUCUAAGUGCAGUCUGGAGAGAGGGAUGUGUAGCUGGAGCAACACUCAAAACACUAAAGUGGACCAACUGGACUGGGAGCUGACGAGUCCGGAGGCUGAGAGCCACUACCUCACCCCGCCUGAGGACCACAGUCUGGGCACAGAGAAAGGUCACUUCCUGUUCUUUCCGAGCAGCAACCGGACGGCGGCCUACAAAAACGCCCAGUUGCUGAGCCCCCACCUGCCCCCGACCAAGGGCACCUGUCUGAAAUUCUGGGCCUACAAGCCGCACUCGUCGGACAGCGAGCUGAGGGUGUGGAGGCUCUCUGAACAUCGCUACCAUCAGCUACUCGUGGUGCGUGAACUGGGAGGGCCGUGGCGACGCUUUGACGUCAACAUCGUGUCCACGGAGGAAUACCAGAUUGUUCUUGAAGGAAUCAAAGGCUCAUCAGGCGUUGUGGCUCUGGAUGACAUUGAGUACAGCGUCGGAGUCAACUGCGCUAACAAAGUCACAGAUGAACUCACGAGCUCAUCGAAGCGAGACAACGCCGGAGGGAUCGCGGCGUCCGUCAUCGUGGUCCUGCUGCUGAUCGGCACAUUGAUCGCCCUGCUGAUUUACUACCUGCGAACCAAACGGGCGAUCCAGACCGGGGCCGGUCCUUCAGCUGUUAUUGGCUUCAGCAAUGAAGUGUACGAACCAGACCUCACACAGGAUCAUGUGAUUGUUCCACCGGUACAGAACCAUCCGAUGGCAGCUGGAUUCAAUAAUGUCACUGUCUCUGCUGGUGUCAAAGAGAUGGAGGUGGCGUGAUGCACGUGGAGCGCUGGUCCUGCCACCUCAAGGUGGCCUUGUGAAAAUGAGGCGAUAUCACAGCAGAAGAACUGCUUGUGUCGCCCUUACAUGACACACACACACACACACACACACACACACACACACACUCUCUCUCGCACAUGCCACAAUCGAUGAAGCUGCUUCAGAUCCGAUGGGGCCAUCGAGGGUCACAGCCCUCUGCCCGUGGACAGACUGAUGGACGUCAGAAGGAGAGCAUCUGCGGUGUCGUGGACCGAUAUUAGUUUUACUUGCCUUUGAAUCGAGACCGUGCACAACCCACAAAUGGCAGAAAUGGUUGCUUGGAGAUUUAGGAUCCAUUUUGGAUAUUUAUGAACUGGGAACGUGGAGCUAGAAAGACGUGAGUUUACCAGGCAAGGAGGGUCUCAUGAAAGACACCAUGGUGCAUUUUGGGAGAGGAGCUUGACUCGCAUUACAGUGCUAAAGGUUAAAAAAUCUCUCGCGAGUCUCCCAAUGUUAUAGAAAGUGGCCCUUUUUUUUAAGGGAGAAAGAAAAGAAUGACGUUAAACCUUUUUUAAAGUAUAUAUUUUUAAACAAGCUUAUAGAGAAAGUUGACAUAUAACGCUGUGGUUUGUAAAAUGUCUGUACGAGGGAUGUAUUACAACUUUACUCCGCUUUGAAACAAUAUCUAAUUGACCUGUGGUGAUGAAUUGAUUAAAGUAAAGCAUUCACACAUUGUCAGUAUGCCUUUGAGAGUAACUUAAUUUAAAGGACUGUAUCAUGAAUUUUGUCAGUAUUUCUUAAUGGUUGUUGAAAGUAAUAAUUGUUGUCUGCUUACAAUUAGUGCAGAAAGAUAUUAUCGAUGUAUAUCAACAACCCAGAAUUUUGAUAACCUUUUAACUGAUUUACCAAUCAUUUUUACCAAAUGUUUUAUUAUUAUGUCCCCUCAAAUUAAAGACUGUUGCUUUUCUCUUUCA